AGAGGAUUCUUUUGUUUCGAGUAGGUCGAUCUAAGGCACAUGGACGAGAAAUCGGGAAGCAAUGUAGUGGACGUGGGAGUCGAUCUCUCCGAAUUCUACAUGUCGGUAGAAUGGGAUAUUUUAGAAGUACCUGCAGUACGAAACGAGAAAUUUUACACCUGCUGCGACGAGCCGUAUCUGGAUAUCACGUUUAACAUAACAAUGCGAAGAAAAACACUUUUCUACACUGUGAACAUAAUCAUUCCGUGUAUGGGAAUUUCCUUUCUUACGGUACUGACGUUCUACCUACCUAGCGACAGCGGCGAAAAGGUCACGCUCUCCAUUUCCAUUCUCAUCAGCCUUCACGUGUUUUUCCUGCUGGUCGUCGAGAUCAUUCCACCUACGUCGCUGGUCGUGCCGCUGCUUGGAAAGUACCUGAUAUUCGCCAUGAUACUCGUCUCGAUAAGCAUAUGCGUGACAGUGGUUGUGCUUAAUGUUCACUUUCGAUCGCCGCAAACUCACAAAAUGGCGCCAUGGGUGAAGAGGGUUUUUAUCCACAUCCUUCCUCGCCUACUGGUUAUGCGGAGGCCCCAAUAUAAAUUCGAAACAAAUAGCUUAUCAAAGGAGAAAAGAAGAGGCAAAAGAAAAUAUAGUUCUGGCAGAGUGCUAAUGAAAACAGUCGGAGGGAAGGAAAAGCCCUUCUAUUAUCCUUAUCAUCCAUCUACUCAGGAGGACAGCGAAGAACAUCUAACACCCAAACGAUUUCACAGCCGCAUGCGUGCUGCAUCGAAGGAAGACCUCUCACCUUCCAGCCUUGCUGACGGUGCAAGGUUCGGUGGAAGUUGCUUAAUCCACGGGCCACCGUUACCACCGCUUCCUCUUCAUACAGAAUGCGAGGAUCUCUCUGUUUCUGGCGAAGCAGGAAUCGAAGAGGUGAAAAGUCCGGUACUACGAAGUCCACCAGCCUUCUCGCAUUCGCGUUGUCCUCCCGAAAUUCACAAAUCCUGCAUCUGUGUGCGUUUUAUCGCAGAGCACACCAAGAUGCUCGAAGACUCGACUAAGGUGAAAGAAGACUGGAAAUACGUGGCGAUGGUCUUGGACAGACUGUUUCUUUGGAUCUUCACUUUGGCGGUGCUGGUUGGCACAGCUGGCAUCAUCCUGCAGGCUCCCACCCUCUACGACGACCGAGUACCAAUUGAUAAAAAAUUCAGCGAAUUCGCAACCACGACGGUAGUAAACUGUCCGCCGCAAUAGUCCAUGCUCGAGCCCUGCACCGUAGAGAAAGACUAAGGACCAACACCCGGAUGUAAUUUACUACCAACCCGGAAUCCCACCCUAGUCUUAGGAACUUCCAGAUUCCACCGCUGUUCAAUAACGAAAUUACGGUAAAAGGGCUCCAUUCCCCAAAGCAAUUGCAAAGUAUACGACAAGCACCAAGUUUCACAAAGGGAGAACAAAGAAAUGAAAGGACGAAAGUUGAAGGAAAUACUAUAUGAGAUUAUCUUUCUAUAUACCCUCUGCCACCUCCCGGUAUCGUCGUGAAAUCUGACGUUGUUCCUAAAAUAAUAAUAAUAAUAAUAAUAAUGCAAAUUGCUACACGGACCGAUACGUUGGAAACGAUGCGUCGUCAAGGAGAGAAUACUUUGGAAUGUUAACGCUUUAAGUUGAGAAAAUAUAUUUGCCAGAAGCAUCGUGGAGAAAAUCUAUUCCCUGUGACUUUCCUUGUUUCGAUCGUUACGAACCUAAACAAACGAACGACUGCGACGCGAUCAUCGACCGUCUAUGAACCUUGAUUUAUUUCCUAGCUUCGUUCGAGUAUUGCCGUUGUGAAUAAAAGAAACGAUCGACUCGUCGAUACGUUGCGAACAAUUUUGGAAAGGAACUUAUAUCUACAUAGUCUGCUCAAGUAAAUCGUAAUAUGAAGCUGCCACUAUUUAAAAUCGGGUUAUCUUAAAGCAACAAGCUAAUUAACGGUACAUUGUAAUAAUAAUCUAGCUAAGCCCAUGGCGGCUCUGAUCGAACUACCGGGAUGCUCGAGUAGAUCGAACGAACAAACAGAAUGUUGGAACGUUGUUCACGGUGAAUACGAUUGGUCCCGGACUAGGGGUUACGAACAUUCACGAGUAAACUGUCGCGUGUUUUAUAUAUCCCGUUUACCCGACAUGUUAAGAGAAAUUAUUCUAGGUAUCACGAUCGUAGGUAGCUCGUUGUACGACACGAAUUUAGCGUGUAACAUUACGUAUAACCGAUUAGUUGUAAACAUUUAGGGACGUACCCGUUUGUACGAAUGUAUCUAUAAGGGAAACGGAGCAGAGGAAAGCAUUGAUUUCAAUGUAUGUGCAUCCAAAUGUCACUUGAGAUUGUUACUCGAUAUUUUAUCCUUCGAACGUUUUUC
Messenger RNA from Bombus impatiens (common eastern bumble bee), 2374 nucleotides. RefSeq names its product acetylcholine receptor subunit alpha-like (gene nAChRalpha4). The record is from RefSeq and is a predicted model, not a curated record. NCBI's taxonomy places the organism in Eukaryota, Metazoa, Arthropoda, Insecta, Hymenoptera, Apidae. The transcript has 8 exons. Gene Ontology annotation, cellular component: synapse; membrane; neuron projection. Gene Ontology annotation, biological process: nervous system process; chemical synaptic transmission; regulation of membrane potential. Bases 40 to 1233 code for a protein of 397 amino acids. Gene Ontology annotation, molecular function: neurotransmitter receptor activity; extracellular ligand-gated monoatomic ion channel activity; transmembrane signaling receptor activity.